AUGUCUUCUGUAAAUGUCCCGGCGAAUCCCUCCCGCCUGCGUAGUCCUUGUCGACACACCUGGUAUGGCCAGGACAUGAAGUUGGCUGGCAUCCUCUACCUUCACGACAUUACCCAAAGUCGGAUGUUUGGCACAAUGCUCAGGGAUCUUGAUGUCUUUCGAAAGCUGUGCGGUGAAGAUGCAGAGAAGAACGUCAUUAUGGUGACCACAAAAUGGGCUAAGAUCACCGCGAAAUGUGGGACAAGAGCUGUCUUCUGGAAGGAAAUGAUGACACAUGGGUCUACGACCGCUCGGUUCGAUCAGUCACGUCCGUGGGAUGUCAUGAGGCCCAUUCUCGCGAACAAGACAGUUGUUGAAGCUAUCCGGAUUCAAAAGGAACUGGUUGACUUUGGAAAAAAGAUCCCUGAAACCGACGCAGGAAUCGUCUUGUAUUCCAGAUUGAAGAAGGUGGUAGAUUCACGUGGAGAAGCCAUCGAGGGAUUGAAGAAGAACGCUCAAGAUGACACGCAACUGCAAAAAUUGGGGGAGACCGAGAAAGAAGCUCGUGAACUCUUGUCACUCCGGAAGCGGAUCGUCGGUAGACAGUAA
This is a messenger RNA of Suillus subalutaceus, 588 nucleotides long. RefSeq lists its product as uncharacterized. The record is from RefSeq and is a predicted model, not a curated record. The transcript is spliced from 3 exons. Lineage: Eukaryota; Fungi; Basidiomycota; Agaricomycetes; Boletales; Suillaceae. Bases 1 to 588 code for a protein of 195 amino acids.